AUGGUUAAAUGGGCUUCAUUAUUGACUCAGACUGAUCGUCCUUCUAUGACUCUUAAAGUUAGAGGAAGGACUUUCUCAGGUCUAGUAGACACGGGGGAUGAUAUUUUAGUAAUAGCCUCCCAGCAUUGGUCUAAUACCCGGCCCAUGCAAGCAACCUCUAGUUCGGCAGAAGGAAUAGGUUUUGUGAUGGCAGAAGAAAUUCGACAAAGUAGUGUGCUACUUAAAUGUGAGGGACCAGACGGAUUAGAAGGAGUUAUCCAGCCUUUCAUCUUAAAUACCCCCAUUAAUUUUUGGGGAAGGGAUCUCUUGCAACAAUGGGGAGCUGAGCUAAUCAUCCCAUAA
Callorhinus ursinus (northern fur seal) is the source of this 342-nucleotide messenger RNA. The record is from RefSeq and is a predicted model, not a curated record. NCBI's taxonomy places the organism in Eukaryota, Metazoa, Chordata, Mammalia, Carnivora, Otariidae.